Molecule: messenger RNA, 933 nt
Organism: Pleuronectes platessa (European plaice)
Lineage: Eukaryota; Metazoa; Chordata; Actinopteri; Pleuronectiformes; Pleuronectidae
Gene: c11h21orf58
Exons: 8
Source: RefSeq, a predicted model, not a curated record
AUGGCAACCUCUGAAUGCCUGCACUCAAACAAACAGGAGAACAAAAGGUUUGUGUGAUUCCGAAUGCCAAGAUUUCAGGAUGGCAGCUCCACGGUUGACCAGAUGACAAGACUCAAGCUCAGGCUGCUGGAGAAGGUAGGUGAAAGGAUAAGACUGGAAAACGAAAAGCAGGAUAUGGACGACAGAGCAGAGUCGGCACAGUCUGCAAUGAUUUAUGACGGGCAUCUGGAUGCACUGUACAGUGCAAUGAGGCGACAGCAGGAACUCCUGCAAAGACUGAGGGAGCAGCAUAUGUUAGAAGACCUUCAUAGGCCUCACACCUGGGGAGGGUCCAGAAGACACCACCAGUCCCAUUUCGUCACUGUCCCACCACGGCUGCCAGCACUCCCAUCCAUUUUACCCACUCACAUCCACCACCCAGCCCCGGCUUUGUCCUUCCUGGCGCCUCCACCACCUGCUGUGCCUCCGCGCAUCAUUCCACAGACUCUCCCCCAGCAUCCUGCCACCAUCAUUCAACAGCUGCCCCAACAGCAGCCUCUGAUUGCUAAGAUUCCUCCACCUCAGCUGUAUCCUGCUCUACGUUCAGGCAGCGUCAAAGAGGACAUGGUGGAAUUAAUGCUGAUGCAAAAUGCCAAAAUGCACCAGAUUAUAAUGCACAACAUGAUGCAGAAAGCCAUGCCUCCUAUGGCCCUGUCGCCAACCAGGGGACCUGAUAUCUGUGCCACCCACGUUGGACAGCCAGAUGUCAGGACAAGAGGAGGUGCUGUCCAUCAUCAUCAUCACUACGAUCCUCACCCUGCAGCAACACAGCUGCCUCCUAUCAGUUACCCUCCAUGGUUAUCAUCAGGCAUCCCAGCAGGACAAGCAGGGGGUCACCUCCCCCCCUUACACCAUGCAACAGCACCUAUUCAACUCCCACCAGUCAAUGCGUAA